Megalops cyprinoides (Indo-Pacific tarpon) is the source of this 1656-nucleotide messenger RNA. RefSeq names its product PHD finger protein 10 (gene phf10). The transcript is spliced from 12 exons. Bases 27 to 1496 code for a protein of 489 amino acids. The record is from RefSeq and is a predicted model, not a curated record. Gene Ontology annotation, cellular component: npBAF complex. Lineage: Eukaryota; Metazoa; Chordata; Actinopteri; Elopiformes; Megalopidae.
CGGACUCAUCAUCGUUGCUUGUAAAUAUGGCCGCUGUUCUCCCUUCAAGAGCCUGCGAUAGCAACCCUGCCACUCCGGGAACACAGUCUUUAAAGGAUGACACUGAGGAGAACUCCAACGAUGGGAGUCAAGCCCCCAAAAGGCGGAGGAUGGGCUCUGGAGAUAGUUCCAGGAGUUGUGACACGUCCAGCCAGGAUCUUGGGCCCACAUAUUUCCCAGCAGAAAAUCUUAUAGAGUACAAAUGGCCCUCAGAUGACAGUGGCGAGUACUACAUGCUACAGGAACAAGUCAGCGAAUAUCUUGGAGUCACUUCCUUCAAGCGCAAAUAUCCAGAUUUGGAAAGGAGAGACCUUUCCCAUAAAGAGAAAUUAUAUCUGAGGGAGCAAAAUGUCAUCACUGAGACCCAGUGUACCUUGGGUCUUACCGCUUUGCGCAGUGAUGAGGUCAUUGAUCUGAUGAUUAAAGAAUACCCUGCCAAACACGCAGAGUAUUCGGUUAUCCUGCAGGAGCGGGAGCGACAGCGCAUCACUAAAGAGUACUCUCAAAUGCAGCAGCAAACCCCCCAGAAGGUUGAGGCCAGUAAAGUGCCAGAAUACAUAAAGAAAGCUGCGAAGAAGGCAGCCGAGUUCAACAUUAGCUUUAACAGGGAGAGGAUGGAGGAGAGGAGAGCCUACUUCGACCUCCAGACGCAUAUCAUCCAGGUGCCUCAAGGGAAGUACAAAGUCCUCCCACCAGAAAAAACCAAGACAGGGCCUUACCCAGUGGCCCUCAUACCUGGGCAGUUCCAGGACUAUUACAAAAGGUACUCUCCAAAUGAGUUGCGCUACCUGCCCCUGAACACGGCGCUGUACGAGCCCCCUCUGGACCCAGAGCUUCCUGCACUGGACAGCGAUGGAGACUCGGACGACGGCGAGGAGAACAGGGGGGAGGAGGGCAAGAAGAACAAAGGCUCCUCGGACAGCUCCUCUGGAAACACGUCGGACGGAGAAAGCCCUGACAACGGAUCACAGGCCAAGGGCAAGGCCAAAGAGAGGGCCGCCCCACCUGCCAAAGACGCUUCCACACGCCCCCUCCAACACAAAUCUGUCCCCGGGUACAAGCCUAAGGUCAUUCCAAAUGCAAUUUGUGGCAUAUGCCAGAAGGGUAAGGAGUCCAACAAGAAGGGAAAACCCGAGGCUCUCAUUCACUGCUCCCAGUGCAGUAACAGCGGUCACCCGUCGUGCCUGGACAUGAGUGCGGAGCUGGUGGCCCAGAUUAAGACCUACCCCUGGCAGUGCAUGGAGUGCAAGACCUGCAUGGUGUGCGAGCAGCCGCACCACGAGGAGGAGAUGAUGUUCUGUGACCAGUGCGACCGAGGCUUCCACACCUUCUGUGUGGGAGUGGACUCCAUUCCCCUGGGUUGCUGGGUUUGUGAUUGUUGCAUGAAGGAAAUUUCUACCCCAAAGAAAAAAGGAGCAACAAAAACACCAAAAAAGUCUAAAGCUGGGAAUAAAUAGGGCAUAAAUGUGAUUGGACAGGUUGAAAUUCACCUGCAGAAUGUGCUUUUUUUUAAGGAGUGUGAGAGGUGAUGAUUGUUCACUGUUUUCUUUUGUAUUGUAUCUCUCAGGAUGUCGUAAAGUCAUGUAUAUAAUGCUUUGCUUUGUCGCCUUCAGAAAU